AUGAAAUGCGAUAGUGAUCUCCUCGGUUACAGGAGACUCCGUCUUCUCAACCCUCUCUCGCGCCUCCCGAUGAGCCAUCUUGGCUUAACCAUCGAUCUUCUUAAUGUCUCCGAUAUUCAAGAUGCCUAUGUUGUUCAAAUCCAACGCAAGAAGAAAAAAGAACAACUUUUUGGAUUCAAAAGGUUGGUUGUUACGGCAAAUGGUCGCCUUCUUGGAGUAGGAUGCGACGGGAAGAUAAGGUAUUGGAACGGAGACGUCUGGACCAAAAUGAAAGAGCAAGUAGCUCGAUUCUGUGACAUCAUAGUUGAGAGAGAGAGAGGGCUAACGUACACCUUGGAUUCGCAUGGGAAUGUCUGGUGGGUUAGUUCCUCUCUGGGCAUCUUUAGGUAUGGACCUUCACUGGAUGAAUAUGCCACUAAGGAAUCUUGUAGAGACUUGGUUUUGGUGGAGUGUGGUGGAGAGUUAUACGUUGUAGAUCGUGUCGUUGAUGAUAGCCUCUGGAUCAGAAAAAGUGGUAAUUGGUGUCGUUAUCGUUUCACAAUGAUACACGACGAUGAUGGGGACGAGAGAUGGGUAACACCGGAAAUAUCUCGCUUCUAUCCCAAGACGGUGGGUUUUAAGGUUUACAAGGUUGAUGAAGAAGUGGGGAAAUGGGUACAAGUUAUGUCCUUGGGAGAUCAUGCGUUUGUGAUGGCUAGCGAUGCUUGUUUCUCGGUCUUCGCUGAUGAGUUUUAUGGAUGUUUGAAAAACGCCAUUUACUUCUCCGACGAGGCAGAACCUGAGACCACUAAGGUGUUUAAGCUUGAUGAUGGGAGCAUCACGACAAUGACGACGAGAUACCCGAGGAGGUGUUUCGCAAUGUUUGCUCCUUUUUUUUUGCACUGA
This is a messenger RNA of Thlaspi arvense, 885 nucleotides long. Lineage: Eukaryota; Viridiplantae; Streptophyta; Magnoliopsida; Brassicales; Brassicaceae. The record is from the annotation of a GenBank genome assembly.